AUGUUUGAGAACUGUCUGGCUGCGGACGUUCUUGCCAGUUUGCGCGGCAGGGCAAGCGGCUGGAGUGAGGAUGCUGCAGGACAGAGGCUGGCGCGGCUAUCGAUCAAAGUGGAUUCGAGCAAUCGAGCCAACCAGGGUGGAUCUUCCUCGGAUGAGUACUGGAUUUCGGGGGAUCACCUGGGCGGCAGUCUAGCUGUUGAGAGCGCACUCCCGAUAACAAUCACUCGUGCCCGAAUCAGCCUGGAAGAUUUCGGUAACAAAGAACAGUUCCUAUCACAAGUACACCAACUGGACCCUCGCGACUUCUGCAGAGUUGUAAUAGACGGGAGCGGCACAAAAGCUACGUCUGCGCACUUUGCUUUCUCAAUUUCUCAUGCCGCGUUGACGAAAGCACCUAACGUUCCUCAGCAAUGCCUCCAACUUCCACCGUCCAUGACAGUUGGGGCUAUAUUGCAAGACGAGAACAGUGGCCUUGACUACGCGCAACCCAAGAUCAUAUAUUCUCUGGUCGCCAAUGUUGAGAUCCGGUCUGGUAGUGGUCACCAAAUGACGAUUUACGGGAGCAAGGAGGUACCCAUCUGGUUGUUCUCAGCUCCUAGCCCCCCGGUCGACACCAGAGACUUCCCUGCAGAGUUUGUCGAAGAGCUUUACCAUCCAUGCCGGCCGAAUCGAUUUCGCAAAGAGACAUUCUUGGUAACAGUGUCUAGUGCGGAGCCGUCGCCCGUCCGGUUCGAUAACAGAAGGACACGCGGCAACGUUACUUGCAAGGUAGUUGUCACUGUGGCAGACACACGGUUAGGGUCCGACGUAGACCGCUUAUUGGAACUGUCUCCGAAAAUCCGUCUCAGUGUCACUCCAGCGCUGCGGAUCAAGACGUUCUACUCGAUGUCACCUUUUAGUAGGAUGCCUGGGCAGACCAUGUUAACCACGACAGGACGCAUCAGGCUACACGACGAGCUCCGCACACUCCCGUCUAUCUCUUACUCCAACCUAGGGUGGCAUAGCAAUCAAGCCGACGUCGACGACCAUGAAGCCCAGUCGCUGGGUUCCGCAGUGUUUGCUACCGUGUCGAUGGUGCUUCCGAUACCGCCGGGCCUACCGCCAUCAUUCUGCAGCGCUGUAGUGUCGCAACAGUACAGCCUCAUCAUGCAAUGCAAAAUCAAAGGGGUCCAAGUAGAUACCUUUGGGCUCGAAGUGCCCCUGCAAAUCUUCUACGACCGUUCGAAAUCUGGCCAGAAGCUCGAAAAUGGUAUGUCUGGAUCUCCGCUCGUUGCCGAUUCCCUGGAGAGAUCGAUCUCUCAGCGAUCUGCGGAUCGACUUGAGGGUAACGGCGCAGUCAGCCCCACUCUGCAGCAGGACCAUAGGCUGUCACCACCCGAUUAUGGCCUAUGA
Molecule: messenger RNA, 1392 nt
Organism: Cyphellophora europaea CBS 101466
Lineage: Eukaryota; Fungi; Ascomycota; Eurotiomycetes; Chaetothyriales; Cyphellophoraceae
Exons: 2
Coding region: 1-1392 (463 amino acids)
Source: RefSeq, a predicted model, not a curated record